UGGGUCAUCAGAGAUGUUCAGGGAAGUGCAAAAGGGCUGCACCAGUACAAAAUGAACCUGAAGUCCAUGUCUGCGUCUCUGGAGAUCCUGGCCGAGCACGGAGAGGUCUACUGGCACAUUCAAGAGCCAGUGCUGUGGUCGGCGUUAAAUAACUUUAGGAAGGCGAUAACCAACGAACAGAUAGAUCUGUUUAACGACGCUGCAGUCGAGGUUUACAGAUUAGGAAGCUCCAGGAUCAAGUCGUUUGGAGCAUCCCGUCAGGCGGCUCUGCAGAACAUCAGUGAAAUUGCCGAUGGUCUCCACAUGACUCCCCGAGUCCGGGACGUGGGGGCCAUGGCCUUAAUGAACAGUGUGUGUAACAAAGUGAUCCGGCCCAUUGACGGUUCCUGCUGCCAGAACUCGCCCCCGCUCACUUUUCUCCAGAAGAUGGCGCUGUGUUUGUUUGUGGCCUCCACUCUACUUUUCUUGCUGUUCCACUUUCUGAGGAAACGGCCCCAUCGGCGGCCCCCGGCCCCCGACCCGGAGAGUUUAGAGGAGAAGAAGCCGGCUACGGCCCCCGGGGGCCCGGGGGCGGCGUGCGGGGCCCUGUGCAGAAUGGGGCUCAUCAUGGUUUACUUCUACCUGUGUGACAGAGCAGACGUGUUUAUGAAGGAACAGAAAUGUUACAGUCACUCGGCCUUCUUCAUCCCUCUGAUCAGUGUGUUUGUGCUGGGAGUGUUCUGCAGCGAGAGCACCAAAGAGAGUCGUGUGCUGAACAGGGAGCAGACAGAUGAGUGGAAGGGCUGGAUGCAGUUGGUCAUUCUCAUCUAUCAUAUUUCAGGAGCCAGUGCUUUCAUUCCGGUCUACAUGCACGUGCGCGUGCUGGUGGCGGCCUAUCUCUUCCAGACGGGCUACGGACACUUCUCCUUCUUCUGGCUCAAAGGGGACUUCGGCCUGUACAGAGUGUGCCAGGUUCUGUUCCGCCUCAACUUCCUGGUGCUGGUGUUGUGCGCGGUGAUGGACAGGCCGUACCAGUUCUAUUACUUCGUUCCUCUGGUGUCGUUCUGGUUCGUGAUCAUCUACGGCGCGCUGGCCGCGUGGCCUCAGAUCGUGCAGAAGAAAGCCAGCAACAGCGCCCUGUGGUACUUGGGAAUCCUGCUCAAGUUAGUGGGCCUCCUGCUGCUCAUUUGCCUCUUUGCCUAUUCACAGGGCGUGUUCGAGAGCACCUUCACGGCGUGGCCGCUUUCCAGCCUCUUCCAACUGGACGGGGACAUUCGCGAGUGGUGGUUCCGCUGGAGACUGGACCGGUUUGCCGUGCUACAGGGGAUGGUGUUUGCCUUCCUCUAUCUGCUCCUUCAGAAGAAGCAGGUGCUGUCGGAGACCAGAGGAGAAGCUCUGUUCUCGGCUAAAGUCUCCCUGCCCCUGCUGCUCCUGUCUGGCCUCUCUUUCGUCACGUACUCAGUGUGGGCCAGUAACUGCCAAACCAAAGCCCAGUGCAACCAGAUGCACCCCUACAUCUCUGUGCUCCCGAUUCUGGCCUUCAUCCUCAUCAGGAACAUUCCCGGCUUCGCCCGCUCCGUCUACAGCUCCUUUUUUGCCUGGUUUGGGAAAAUCUCUUUGGAGCUGUUCAUCUGUCAGUACCACAUCUGGCUGGCAGCAGACACCAAGGGCAUCUUAGUGCUCAUCCCUGGAAACCCGUCCCUCAACAUCCUGGUCAGUAGCUUCAUCUUUGUGUGUGUGGCUCAUGAGAUCUCCCUCAUCACCAACCUCCUGGCCCAGCUGCUCAUUCCUAAAGACACUGUGGCUCUGCUGAAGAGGCUGGGGGCCGUGGGGCUCCUCUCUCUGCUGCUGGGGGCGCUGGUCUUCAUGCAGGACGAUAAACAAUUACCUUAAUUGUUUCUUUGUUUAAUUUGUUCAUUUGAAUUUAAUUUAUUAAAGUAUAAAAAGACAUGAAGAUACAAGUCAUGUGUGUCGUGUACCUGCUGGAGGACUGCACAUGGAAAGGAGCUUGAGGAUAAAUCUGGGACAC
Messenger RNA from Boleophthalmus pectinirostris (great blue-spotted mudskipper), 2008 nucleotides. Its product is annotated as N-acetylneuraminate 9-O-acetyltransferase-like. The record is from RefSeq and is a predicted model, not a curated record. NCBI's taxonomy places the organism in Eukaryota, Metazoa, Chordata, Actinopteri, Gobiiformes, Gobiidae. The transcript has 12 exons. Gene Ontology annotation, cellular component: Golgi membrane. Gene Ontology annotation, molecular function: N-acetylneuraminate 9-O-acetyltransferase activity. Bases 52 to 1872 code for a protein of 606 amino acids.